This is a messenger RNA of Nilaparvata lugens (brown planthopper), 1032 nucleotides long. RefSeq lists its product as uncharacterized. The coding region runs from base 449 to 913 and encodes 154 amino acids. The record is from RefSeq and is a predicted model, not a curated record. Lineage: Eukaryota; Metazoa; Arthropoda; Insecta; Hemiptera; Delphacidae. The transcript is spliced from 5 exons. Gene Ontology annotation, molecular function: calcium ion binding.
UGCCGGUUGCACACAAAAGCCGGUUAAAUUUGAAUCGUGAUUUCACAAGAACCAAUCAGAGAAACCCUCUUUUCAAAAAAGCCUUCUCUGAUUGGUUCUCGUGAAAUUGAUCACGAUUAAAAUUUAACCGGCUUUUGUGCAACCGGGCCAUAAUCUUCAUCUGGCUAAUAAUUGACGUGAAUAUCUUGAUGUAAAGCAGUAUUUUCCAAAGCUUAUGGCAUUGAAAAUCUAUUUUUGGAUAUUAUCAAAACAAUUAUAAUGAAUAAAAAUUAUUCUACAGUUGAUUUGCUCUAAUUUCAAAUUAUGAUUCAUCCAAGUUGAUGAUUAUAAAAUAACAUCACUAGUUUGUUAGUGGACUAGUUGGUGACGAUUUUUUUCUAACAAUCAUCGAGAUUUCAAGAUCCUUUUCUCAAGAAUUCAUCCUGUUUGGUUUUGUUGGCGUACUAGAAUGGCUCUAUCUUACUACUUAUCCAUACUUUCCUGCGCAGCUGUUAUAACUCUGAUUGGAUUGGACUCGUGUGAAUGUGCAGCAGCUGCGGGCCAAGCCGAUCAGCAGCGGAAUCAGCAGGCUUUAGAACAGCUAUUCAGGGCCAUUGAUGCUGAUAGAGAUGGUAUCAUAAAAAUGAAUGAGUUGGAAAAUUUGCAACAAAAUCAAGAAUUUCGCAAUCUUGUUAGGGACGAAAAUAGCAGAGCUAGACUGAUAGAAUUGCUGAAGAAUGCUUGUGGAAUCAACAUUGAGACUUUCAAAGCAUUGUUUAAUCAACAUUUUCAAAGGCCUGCAGUACCACAACCUCCAGCUAAUAAUCAAGACCCAGGAGUGUUGCAGGCUAUUGGCCGUGCUAUCAAUACACUUGUGGGAGACGCAAUUAGUGCAACUGUAAGGGUGGCAGCACAAGCACGUCCCCCCCUGUAGCGCAUAUAAAUAAUUGGCGCUUUAUUAUAUUCGCUCUUAUGCAUUAUUAUGUAAUAUUGAGUCUGAUUUAUUAGACUAGAUUGCAGAAUAACUGACCUGACAUUAAAAAAUGAAAAGCA